Plectropomus leopardus (leopard coralgrouper) is the source of this 1873-nucleotide messenger RNA. RefSeq lists its product as uncharacterized. Gene Ontology annotation, molecular function: proton transmembrane transporter activity. Gene Ontology annotation, cellular component: proton-transporting ATP synthase complex. The record is from RefSeq and is a predicted model, not a curated record. Lineage: Eukaryota; Metazoa; Chordata; Actinopteri; Perciformes; Serranidae. Gene Ontology annotation, biological process: proton motive force-driven ATP synthesis.
UGCCUUACAUAAAAGGUGAUAGAGAACUGCAUGUCCACGCUGCUGUGAGCUGCUGCAGGAGCUCUGACCGCCACACGAGAAUCUCAUAACCUACACUACCAGUUAUCAAAAGCACAGGCAGGCUGUACGGAAAGAUGGCGGCUUCCUUGCUGAGGAUAGGACGACUGGGCUGUCUCAAGUGUUUUCAGGCUGAGAGCUGGAGUACUCUGAGUAGAGCACCUGCAGCUGUGGCCCUUAGCACAAAAUCCGGGGGUUCUAAGAAGUCGUCGAAAAAGAAUAACUCAGACAAAGACCAGGCUAAAACAUACUUCGAUAUAGAAAAACUUGUCCAGCACAAGACAUAUGAGUUCCCCAAGAAAGGAGUUUCUACAGCAGCAGCCUCUGCAGCAGCAGAAGCUGCAGCCAAAUCAGCUGCAGAGACCACACCCACUGCUGCUGCACCAGAGGCUGUGGCAGCCACCCCUGUGGUAGAAGCUGCCGCCCCAGCGGUUGAAGCACCUCCAGCUGUUGAAGCAGUCACGGAACCUACCCCGACAAUUGAAGCCACACCUGUGGUUGAAGAUGUUGCAGAUGCUGCACCUGUUGUUGAGGCCGCUGCUGAAGCCGUCGUAGAAGCUGCACCUGUUGUUGAGGCUGUUGCAGAAUCUGUCGUUGAGGCUGUUGCUGAAGUAGUUGCUGACGCUGCACCGGUGGUUGAAGCUGUGGCUGAAGUAGUUGCUGACGCUGCACCAGUGGUUGAAGCUGUGGCUGAAGUGGUUGCCGAAGCUGUACCAGUAGCUGAAGUUGUUGUUGAAGCUGCAGCUUCUAUAGCUGAAGCUACUGCUUCGGCAGCUGAAGCUCCUGUUGAAACUGCUGCAGCACCAGAGGCUGCAGCUGAAGCCCCUGCUAUUGAAGUGGUACCAGCCACUGAAGCUGCUCCAGCAGAACCCCUUGCCGAAGCAGCCCCUGAAGCCCCUGCUGCUGAAGUUCCCAUGGAGGCAGCCCCUGAUGCCCCUGCUCCUGAAGUUCCUGUGGAAGCAGCCCCUGCUGCAGAAGCUGCACCAGCUGUGGAAGCUGCCCCUGAAGUCACUCCUGCUGAAGCCCCUGUAGAAGUUGCUGCAGAGCCCUUGGCUGAAGCUGCUCCAGAGCCUGCAGCUGCGGAAGCUGCCCCUGUAGAAGCUGCUGCAGAGCCCUUGGUUGAGGAUGCCCCAGAGCCUGCAGCUGCUGAAGCUGCCCCUGUCGAAGCUGCUGAAGCUGCCCCUGCUGAAGCAGCAGCUGAAGUUUCUGCCCCUAUAGAGAGUACCGAGGAGCUGGUGGACCCUGCUCCAGUCGUAGCUGAAGCUGCAGGAGAGGUGCUGCAGGCGGACGCCCCAGCUGAGCCAGUUGAACCUUAUGAGGCUCAAAUGGACCCAAUUCAGAAGCUCUUCUUGGACUCCAUACGCGAGUACUCCACAAAAAGCAAGGCCUCUGGGGGGCUAGUUGAUGCAGGUUCAGAGUACGAAAAAGCUUUGGCCGAGGAGGUAGCAAAGCUUCAGAGACUCUAUGGUGGUGGAGAUCUCACAUCUUUCCCAGAGUUCAAAUUCACAGAGCCCAAGUUUGAUGAAGUUUCCCAGAAGUGAACAUCAGCACUUUGUAAUUGAACUUUUCUAACGUCGCCUUUUUCCUGUACAUCUUUGUGUUGACAGUCUGCUUAUUAUGUCAAAAGUUACAAACCAUUGCCUCUAGCUUUGUAUGUGAGAAUAAAGCUGUUUCAGUAGCUAGAUAUUUUCUGGGAGUGGAUGCUAAAGCAUUAGAUUUACACUUUGGCAGACAGUGAACUUGGAGCUGUGAAAUAAGCUUUUAUGUAGGUUGAUCCAUGGCUGAGCUGAAUGUGAAUAAAAGAUAUUCCAGGUCA